Molecule: messenger RNA, 210 nt
Organism: Paramecium tetraurelia
Lineage: Eukaryota; Ciliophora; Oligohymenophorea; Peniculida; Parameciidae
Exons: 1
Source: RefSeq, a predicted model, not a curated record
AUGUACAAAUAUCAAUUCAUUUAAGCAUAAUUUUCUUUUGAUGAUCCAACUUGCAGAUAUCUGGCCAAUUAAUUCACUAAAUAAAUAAAGAAAAGAUUAAGUCUAUUUCCAAAGCUUAAUCAUUAUAUUAGAUUUUUUGAAGAUAAAUUAAAAUGCAUUUUAUAAUAGGUUAAAUCUUUUAUAGGAGGUAAAUAAUUUUAAAUGAUAUGA